CUCUCAACAGCCUCUAUUCCCUCCUUUUUCCUCUCUAGUCCCUAGUCCUAGACUCUUCCCUUCUCUCAGUCUUUUUUGUCUAAAAAUAAAAUAAACGCCAUUUAUCUUCGCUUCCUUAUCCCACAACUGCUAAACCAAAUACAGACACACACACAAAAAUACUUUCUCCGCGUGUUUCUCUUCUCUUCUCCACAGCACAGCCUUCCCCAUGAACCAAUAGCUAGCUUGCACACACACACACACACACACACACACACACACAGAGUGGUUUUAUAUGGCGUACCAUAACCACCACCUCCCCCAAGACCUCCCACUCCACCACUUCACAGACCAACAACACCAACACCAACACCAUAACCAGCCUCUCACUGAUAACUCCAUAUUGCCAGACCAGCUUGCUUCGUCACCAGACCACACCACCAAACCUGGCUCCGAUCCUCACCACUCGCUCCAAACCGCACCCAAUUGGCUCAACAACGCCCUUCUUCGCACCCACUACACCGACAACAACAACAACAAUAACAACUCCAACAACAACAACAACGUUAACGCUGCCAACAAUAAUAACGGCACCAAUUUCCUCAACCUCCAUACUGCCGCUUCCGACACCACCACCGGAGCCGGCGUUGCUGCUUCCCAAUCAUCUGGCCAAUGGCUUUCCCGCUCGAUUCUCCACCGUAACCGCAGCGAAGUCAUCGACGACGUCGCCGCCGCAGCAGCCUUGUCGCACGAAUCCGCCGAUUUGAAGGCGACCGGCGGUGGAGAGAAGAACGAGGACAGCGGCGGCCGGGACGGCCUGAUGAGCUGGCAGAAUGCUAGGUAUAAGGCGGAGAUUCUAGCGCACCCGUUGUACGAACAGCUUCUGUCGGCACACGUGGCGUGCUUGCGGAUCGCCACGCCGGUUGACCAGUUGCCCAGAAUCGACGCUCAGCUCGCACAGUCCCAGAAUGUGGUCGCCAAGUACUCUGCGUUCGGACAUGGGGCUCAGGACAUGCUUGGGGAUGAUAAGGAACUCGAUCAGUUCUUGUCGCACUAUGUUUUGUUGCUCUGUUCCUUCAAAGAACAACUCCAACAACAUGUCCGGGUUCAUGCAAUGGAAGCAGUUAUGGCUUGCUGGGAGAUAGAGCAAUCCUUACAAAGUCUAACAGGAGUUUCACCUGGGGAAGGUACAGGAGCAACGAUGUCUGAUGACGAAGAUGACCAAGUAGAUAGUGAUGCCAAUCUGUUUGAUGGUGGUUUGGAUGGUCCUGAUAGCAUGGGAUUUGGCCCUCUUAUUCCAACAGAGAAUGAGAGGUCCCUCAUGGAACGUGUAAGACAUGAACUAAAGCAUGAAUUGAAACAGGGUUAUAAAGAGAAAAUUGUGGACAUAAGAGAGGAAAUUUUACGCAAGAGACGAGCUGGGAAACUUCCUGGUGACACGACCUCUGUCCUUAAAGCUUGGUGGCAAUCACAUUCCAAGUGGCCUUACCCUACAGAGGAGGAUAAGACAAGAUUGGUGCAGGAAACGGGUUUGCAAUUAAAACAGAUCAAUAAUUGGUUUAUCAAUCAAAGGAAGAGGAACUGGCACAGCAAUCCUUCAACUUCUACUGUCUUGAAGAGCAAGCGCAAAAGAAGCAGUGCAGGUGAUAAUAGUAUUGAUCGUUACAUGUAAAUGGUGGAAAACUCGAGAACCAAUCCCUGACUGUACUCUGUUGGUUCUUUCUGUCGGGUCAAUCAUGCUGCAUGGCAAGGGAUUCAACGUAAAACAGUGGGGAGAAAACAUCACAUUUUGCUUCAGUUCAAGGAACAGGGUUAAAGCAGAUGAGGACGCUUGAAAGCCUGCAGUACCUGUGGUGCAACAAAAUUAGGGAGUUCAACUAGGAUUUGUAUACCGAAACCAAAUUGGGUAAUUCCGUGAGGUUAUGAUUAUUAGUCAGAUUUUAAUGUUUGUGAAAUAUGUGUACUAUGUAAUCGUGCGGGGUUGUGGGUGUACAGUAAUUAUCUGAGCAUUUUUCCUUCAA
This is a messenger RNA of Gastrolobium bilobum, 2000 nucleotides long. Its product is annotated as homeobox protein knotted-1-like 3. The coding region runs from base 275 to 1651 and encodes 458 amino acids. The record is from RefSeq and is a predicted model, not a curated record. Gene Ontology annotation, molecular function: DNA binding. The transcript has 6 exons. Gene Ontology annotation, biological process: regulation of DNA-templated transcription. Gene Ontology annotation, cellular component: nucleus. NCBI's taxonomy places the organism in Eukaryota, Viridiplantae, Streptophyta, Magnoliopsida, Fabales, Fabaceae.